Molecule: messenger RNA, 1846 nt
Organism: Lagenorhynchus albirostris (white-beaked dolphin)
Lineage: Eukaryota; Metazoa; Chordata; Mammalia; Artiodactyla; Delphinidae
Gene: PEX2
Product: peroxisomal biogenesis factor 2
Exons: 4
Coding region: 276-1274 (332 amino acids)
Biological process (GO): protein import into peroxisome matrix
Cellular component (GO): peroxisomal membrane
Molecular function (GO): zinc ion binding
Source: RefSeq, a predicted model, not a curated record
CCUUCGGCCUUCGGCACAUGGACAUUCGCUGUUCCGCGGCGCGCUAAAGCGUGGUUCUCGUUGGUUUAGUUUCCCCUUUUUUUAGGCACUUCCGGGUGCUGCGUCACUACGUAAACCCGCGAGUUCCGGAAGCUUGGAGAGCCCAGGUUCUGCUAGGAAAAGCCAAGCUUCCCAAAGAAUGUUUCAGGAACAGUUACUUGGAGCGGGGCGUUUCGCAGACUCCUAAGAACUCUUCCUUCUUACCUGCCUGUCAAUAAGGAGGGCCAGAAAAAAGAAUGGAAAGAAAAGAUAGGAGAAGAGAGGGAGGAGAGAGAGAGAAGAAAGAGGAAGAAGUUCCAAAGACCUUUAGAGAAGGCAUGGCUUCCAGAGAUGAGAAUAUGAAGCGGACAGACAGAGUGCUAAGAAUAAGCCAGUUGGAUGCACUUGAACUAAACAAGGCCCUGGAGCAACUCGUUUGGUCCCAGUUUACUCAGUGCUUUCAUGGAUUUAAGCCAGGGCUCUUAGCCCGCUUUGAACCAGAGGUGAAAGCAUUCUUGUGGCUUUUCUUAUGGAGAUUCACCAUCUACUCUAAAAAUGCCACCGUGGGACAGUCAGUUUUGAAUAUUCAGUACAAGAACGAUUUUUCCCCAAACCUGAGAUACCAGCCACUGAGCAAAAAUCAAAAGCUGUGGUAUGCCGUCUGUACAAUCGGUGGGAAGUGGUUAGAAGAACGAUGCUACGAUUUGUUUCGAAACCGUCACGUAGCAUCCUUCAGGAAAGCCAAGCAGUGCGUGAAUCUCGUGGUUGGACUUUUGAAGCUGGGCAGGUUGAUUAAUUUCUUGAUUUUCCUUCAAAGGGGCAAGUUCGCAACUUUGACCGAGCGUCUGCUGGGCAUCCGUUCUGUGUUUUGCAGGCCCCAAAAUGUCCGAGAAGUAGGCUUUGAGUACAUGAAUAGAGAACUCCUCUGGCACAGCUUUGCCGAGUUUCUGAUUUUCCUCUUACCACUUGUCAGUAUCCAGAAGUUGAAAGCCAAGCUCUCUUCAUGGUGUAUCCCUCUGACCAGAGCUCCAAGCAGUGACAGCACGCUGGCCACCAGCGGCAGACAGUGUUCUCUGUGUGGGGAGUGGCCCACCAUGCCUCACACCAUAGGCUGCGAGCAUGUUUUCUGUUACUACUGUGUGAAGAGUAGCUUCUUAUUUGAUGCGUCCUUUGCUUGUCCUAAGUGCGGCACAGAGGUCCACAGCCUGCAACCACUGAAAUCAGGAAUCGAGAUGACAGAAGUGAAUGCCCUUUAGAAGCUACAAUUGUUUCCUUUGAGGAGAACUGUAUUUUGUCUAAAUCCUUAGCAUGAAUCAUCCUAAGCAUACUAUUUAGGUAUGUCUUAUGAGGACAUGUGCUUCUCAGCCACUGCCCUCUGUUCCUUUCCAGGCACGACUAAAUUCUGCUCACACUGGAAACCACAUGAUUCUAAACAUAUGAUAUAAAUGGUAACAUAUUUUUUUUUAAUCAUUGCAUUUAAUUUUUAAUGUCAAGAAUAAUGGAUAGGGCUUCCCUGGUGGCACAGUGGUUGGGAGUCUGCCUGCCGAUGCAGGGGACGCGGGUUCGUGCCCUGGUCCGGGAGAAUCCCACGUGCCGUGGAGCGGCUGGGCCCGUGAACUGUGGCUGCUGAGCCUGUGUGUCCGGAGCCUGUGCUCCGCAACGGAAGAGGCCACAACAGUGAGAGGCCCGCAUACCGCAAAAAAAAAAAAAAAAAAAAAAAAAGAAUAAUGGAUAGUUUUUAUCAAAUGACCACUAAGAAUGCUCCUUCAUUCUACUACUUCCUGGAAAGAGGUUAGACUCUAAAAAUAAAAGAUUGUGGUGACUCUGA